Choloepus didactylus (southern two-toed sloth) is the source of this 2460-nucleotide messenger RNA. RefSeq names its product carboxypeptidase X, M14 family member 1 (gene CPXM1). The record is from RefSeq and is a predicted model, not a curated record. Gene Ontology annotation, biological process: proteolysis. Lineage: Eukaryota; Metazoa; Chordata; Mammalia; Pilosa; Megalonychidae. Gene Ontology annotation, molecular function: metallocarboxypeptidase activity; zinc ion binding. The coding region runs from base 113 to 2329 and encodes 738 amino acids. The transcript is spliced from 14 exons.
GGGACGGCACGGGCGAGCAGGAAGGGGCGGGGGGCUGCAGAGCACCGCGCAGGAAGAGACGGGCUCGGCGACCGUCGCGGGAUCCGUGCGCCUCAACCUCUAGGUCCCCGCCAUGUGGGGUCUCCUGAUCGCCUUGGCCGUCGUCACGCCUGCCGUCGGCCUGGGUCCCGGGGCGUCCGGCGCCUCUGUUCUAGGUGUUGCGCGGCGCGCGACCACCGAGGCCCCGGCUCCGACCCCCGCCCAGCGAAGCACCCCGGCCCAGCCGCCCGCGGAGAAGGAGAACGCACCUUCCUGGUCCCCAGGGACAGCAAAACAGAAUGUCCGAAUUCGCGUUGUCAAAAAGACAAAGGUCAUCAUGAGGAAGCGAAAGAAGCUAACUCACCCCCGUCUCUCAGUGACCACCAGUUCCCUGGUGCCCACCAGCCCUGCAGGGGCCCUUGACCUUCCCGACAAGCGAGAGCCAGACUGUCCCCCUUUGGGCCUGGAGUCCCUGCGAGUUUCAGAUAACCAGCUCGAGGCUUCCAGCAGCCAGUCCUUUGGUCUUGGACCACACCGAGGACGGCUCAACAUCCAGUCAGGCCUGGAGGACGGUGACCUAUACGACGGGGCCUGGUGUGCUGAGCAGCAGGAUGCCGAGCCCUGGCUGCAGGUGGAUGCCGGGCGCCCCACCCGCUUCUCGGGGGUCAUCACGCAGGGCAGGAACUCUGUCUGGAGGUAUGACUGGGUCACGUCCUACAAGGUCCAGUUCAGCAAUGACAGUCGGAGCUGGUGGGGGAGUAGGAACCGCAGCAGUGGGAUGGAUGCGGUAUUUCCUGCCAAUUCAGAUCCAGAAACUCCGGUGCUGAACCUCCUGCCAGAGCCCCAGGUGGCUCGCUUCAUUCGCCUGCUGCCCCAGACAUGGCUCCAGGGAGGAUCGUCUUGCCUCCGGGCAGAGAUCCUGGCCUGCCCAGUUUCAGAUCCUAACGGCCUAUUCCCUGAGGCCCCUCUGCCAGGAUCUUCUGAUCAGCUGGACUUUCGGCAUCAUAAUUAUAAAGCCAUGAGGAAGCUGAUGAAGGAGGUGAACGAGCAGUGCCCCAACAUCACCCGCAUCUACAGCAUCGGGAAGAGCCACCAGGGCCUGAAGCUGUAUGUGAUGGAAAUGUCGGACCAGCCCGGGGAGCACGAGCUGGGAGAGCCCGAGGUGCGCUAUGUGGCCGGCAUGCACGGGAACGAGGCCCUGGGGCGGGAGUUGCUUCUGCUCCUCAUGCAGUUCUUGUGCCACGAGUUCCUGCGAGGGGACCCCCGGGUGACCCGGCUGCUCUCGGAGACGCGCAUCCACCUGCUGCCUUCCAUGAACCCUGAUGGCUACGAGACCGCCUACCGCCGGGGCUCGGAGCUGGUGGGCUGGGCAGAGGGCCGCUGGAACCAGCAGGGCAUUGACCUUAACCACAAUUUUGCUGACCUCAACACACCACUGUGGGAGGCGGAGGAGGAUGGCCUGGUGCCUCACACUGUCCCCAACCAUCACCUGCCACUGCCCACUUACUAUACCCUGCCCAAUGCCACCGUGGCUCCUGAAACACGGGCAGUGAUCAAGUGGAUGGAGCGGAUCCCCUUUGUGCUGAGUGCCAAUCUCCACGGGGGUGAGCUUGUGGUGUCCUACCCGUUUGACAUGACUCGGACGUCGUGGGCUGCCCGCGAGCUCACGCCCACGCCCGAUGACUCCGUAUUUCGCUGGCUCAGCACCGUCUAUGCUGGCACUAAUCGGGCCAUGCAGGACACGGAUCGCCGACCCUGCCAUAACCAAGACUUCUCCUUGCAUGGCAACGUCAUCAACGGGGCUGACUGGCACACAGUCCCUGGGAGCAUGAAUGAUUUCAGCUACUUGCACACCAACUGCUUUGAGGUCACUGUGGAGCUGUCCUGUGACAAGUUCCCCCAUGAGAACGAGCUGCCCCAGGAGUGGGAGAACAACAAAGAUGCCCUCCUCACCUACCUGGAACAGGUGCGCAUGGGCAUUGCGGGAGUUGUGCGGGACAAGGACACGGAGCUUGGGAUCGCUGAUGCUGUCAUUGCCGUGGAUGGGAUUAACCAUGACGUAACAACAGCGUGGGGUGGGGAUUACUGGAGGCUGCUGACCCCGGGGGACUAUGUGGUGCGCGCCAGUGCCGAGGGCUACCACACGGCGACACGGAGUUGUCGGGUCACCUUCGAAGAGGGCCCCAUCCCCUGCAACUUCCACCUCACCAAGACUCCCAAACAAAGACUGCGAGAGCUGCUGGCAGCCGGGGCCAAGGUGCCCCCAGACCUGCGGAGGCGGCUGGAACGGCUGAGGGAACAGAAAGAUUAACACCGCAGCUGAGGAGCCGCAGAGCCUGGGGCAGGCUGGACCUGCCUAGACCUGAGGGGGAUGGAGAGUGGAGAGGGAGGGACAAAGCGGGGACGAGGUGCUUGGGCUCAUUAAAGCUUCUGGGCACCUCA